UCUUUUAGUGUGACUUUUCUGAAGGGCUAAGAAAGAAACUUUAGAUAAUAACCAAGUAAUAGACUGCGACCUAAGAGGCCGUGAGGGAAUAUACCAUGUUUACAAUAAGAUUUUCAUUCUGUUAAUGUCUUUUCAUUGAUUAAAGUGUCACAGUUAGGAAAGGCUGUAUUAAGUUAUAUUAAUUAGUCUUUACUAUAGGCUGUUGUAUCUACAUACUUUAAGAUUAAGGCCAUCCAAAAUGUACUUUGGCCACUACAUUUAUUUAAUUUUGGGGUUUGUCAUCGGCUGCCACGAAGCCACUCCCAAAUGCAGCACGUAACGACAGAUGGUGGAAAGACAGGCAGUGCACCUUUGCGAGGAAAAAAAAUGCAUUUAAAAUCUUUGUGAUGAGGACGCAGUUGAAGGUCAAGUCACACAAUAGGUGACAAGUAGAGCAGCAGUUAUCAGAUAAACUAAUAGUUAAAGUUAAAAAAUAAAGUAUAGUAGUAUACAGUAUCGUUUGCCCUGUUAAUCAAAAUGAUUAAUCAUACUCGCAGGUGCUUUUAGUUAAUUAGUUAGAGUUAUGCUCAUCUAGCUAGAGUUAAAGUAUACAGUAUACAGGCUGGAUUGUAAAAACAUCAUAAACACUUUAUUGCCAGGUACUCCUAGACAUUAUGCAUAAACACAGCAUUAUACUGGAGAAACUGACCAAAGACAAGCAUUACUGGUGUCAUGAAGUAUCACAUUAGAAAGUAACUAGCCAAAAACGUCUAGUCUGAAAAAAGGACUGUUGAAAAGUUUGUAAUUAGCUUUUUUUGUUUAUGUACCAUAUAAUAUUUAUUUUAUAAAGUGAGUUUCUACAACCUAAAAGCAUCAAAGGCCAUUCAAACUAACUGAAUAGUCAUCGGAAACAGCUGACUGAACAAUACCAAAAUAAAAAAUAAAAAGAGUCAUAUGUUACAUUUACAAAGAGAGGAGGCGGAGACUCCACUUCCUUACACGGGAUGUUGGGUGUAGAGACACGGGGCGAACAAGAUAGACGCGCCUUACCGACUGAUGAUCUUAACCUUAUAAGGUCAUUUUAGCAUAGAUCAUUUGAACUGUUAGUUUAGACAAUUUAUUCAUGUCUAACUCUGAGAGACUCUUCUGAAUUCAGCUGGGUGAGUUUUGAUAAGAUCUCUUUUUCUGUGCUAAAUUGUUUAAACUGAUAUUCAGUUUCUAGUUUGUGGUUUUAAGGUGUAUACUUAUUCACUGUCUUUGCUUUCUACUUACGUUUUGGGGUAAUGACAUUCUCUAGUUUAUUUCUGCCCUGCAAUCAGCGAUGUAAAAUCAUCCCAACUAACUGCUCAUACUUUCUAUUGCGUGCUUUUUACUGUGUUACUAUUAAACAGCUGUGCUGCAGACUCAAGUUAAAAACAAAAGGAUUCUGCAUGAGAUGAUGCAAUGUUUUACACAGCAGCUACCGGUUUUGAGUCAUUUACAGCACGUUGUGGUUUUCAUCCAUUACUUUCACUUUUAACUACAGAUUAAAAUGUGAUAAAAGUUGGGUUAGCAUUCCUGUGGUAGUCCAGUUUUCAUGUAAAAUACCAUCUUUUAUUAGGCCCUGCAAUGCAAAAAAAAUUCAGGCACUUUGUAAAACAUAAAUAGAAGCAAAGCAAUUACUUGCAUAUCCUCUCUGACCUAUAGUAUAUUGAAUACAGUGUAAAGAGACAAGAUAUUUAAAGUUCAAACUGAUAAACUUUAUUGCUUUUUGUAAAUAUACACUCUGAAUUUAAUUUUGGGCUUCAUAAUGCUCCAUGCAUGUUCAGUGGGAGAAAGGUCUGGCAUGCAGGCAGGCCAGUCUAGUACCCGCAUUUUUUACUACUAAGAAUCUGUCUGUAUGGUGCUGAACCCUGUGCUAAAAACAAUCUAGACGCUGAUCUUCCUCUUUAGCCCAGAGGACACGACAUCGAUGAUUUCCGAAACAGUGUGAAACUUUGACUCAUAUGACCACAGCAUACUUUUCCACUAUGUGUCACUAUGCUGUUGAUGACUUUCACUUCACAUAGCAUAGAGUCUUAACUUGCAUUUGUAGGUUUAGUGACAAACUGUGUUUGUUUACUGACCCAAGCAUGAGUCGAUGUAAGCCUAGGUACUCCGUUAAGGUUUAAAAAAAAAUGUCUAGAUUGGGUCAACUUUAAGGUAAGAGGAUCUUUGUCGUUAUUGUUACAAUUAAAACACUUGGUCUCUAACCUCAUGUGACCAGCAUCUUUCUAAACUGUUUUUAAGGAAGACGCUGAAUAUGUAAUGUGCUCCUGCUCACUGCUGACCUCAGAUAUCACAGUUUAAUUUCCAGGAAAGAAAAUGGUGAAGUGUAGUAUCUAAUCAUUAUUACUUUCAUAUCACAGGCUUAGCUGCUCCCAUCAGCGUCCAGGGUUAUCGACUGACCAUUGAUGAACAUUGUUUUUUGGUGACAACUUGCUUUUGUUCCUUUGGAGUUUGAACCCAAAAAUUCACAGAGCCAUAAUGGCAAAAUUCAAACAGGAGCUCUGGAAAUCUCUGCAGGACUUGAGAGAAGAAGAAUUUGAGAAUUUCAAGUGGUUCCUGAAGGAGGAUGACAUUUUGGAGGGCUUGUCGGGCAUCCCAGUGGCUCAGCUGGAGAAGGCAAAAAGGCAGGAUGUAGUGGAUCUAAUGGUACAGAAAUAUCAGGGCCCUGGAGCUCUGAAGGUAGCCAUGAACGUUUUAGAAAACAUCAAUAGGAAUGAUCUGGUGCAGCGUCUUCAAAACUUCCACUUGGAACCAAAACAUGGUGCUAAGAGAGAAGAGUAUAAUAAAAAGAAGCCCGAACUAGAGUGGGUCCGGCAGUUUGCAGUGGAUGUGACUCUGGAUCCUAAAACAGCACAUCCUCAUCUCAUCCUGUCUGAUGAUGGGAAACAAGUAGGCCAUGGUGAUGUAAGGAAGAAUUUACCGAACAACCCUGAGAGAUUCAACAAAUGUGUGAACAUCUUGGGAAAGCAGGGUUUCUCUUCUGGGAAAUUUUACUUUGAGGUUCAGGUUAAAGGAAAGACUGCCUGGGGUUUGGGAGUGGCCAAAGAGUCAAUCAAGAGGAAAGUCCAGAUCACAGCAUGCCCAGAGAACGGCUACUGGACUAUAAUGCUGAGGAAUGAAGAGUAUGAAGCUAAUGAUGAUGAUCCAGUCCAUCUCUCUUUGAAUCACCGUCCUCAGAGGGUGGGAGUGUUUGUGGACCAUGACAAGGGUCUGGUCUUCUUUUAUGAUGCAGAUACAGGAGAUGUUCUCUACUCUUUCACUGGCUGUUCCUUCACUGAGAAAAUCUACCCAUUCUUGACUCCCUUUACUAAUGACCAUGGUGCAAAUGCUGCCCCUCUGAUUAUCUCUCCCGUCAAUUACUUUGGUGAUCAGGAAGAGCAAGACAGAAAGAAAGCUGAGCUGUUGAGCGUCCAGCAGUUUGCUGUGGAGGUGACUCUGGAUCCCAAAACAGCCCAUCCGAAUCUUGUCCUGUCUGAUGAUAACAAGCAAGUGUAUCACGGUGAUGUGAGGAAGAAACUACCAAACAACCCUGAGAGAUUUUACAGAUGUGUCAACAUCUUAGGGAAGCAGAGUUUUUCUUCAGGAAGAUUUUACUUUGAGGUUCAGGUUAAAGGAAAGACAGCCUGGACUGUAGGAGUCGCCAAGGAGUCGAUUGAAAGGAAAGGAAGAAUCACACUGGAUCCUAAAUAUGGUUUCUUUACUGUUCACUUUGAGAAUGGGGAUGAGUGCCAAGCUAUUGAUGACCCUUUAGUGCAUCUUCCUCUGACGUCACAUCCUCAAAAAAUUGGAGUGUUUGUGGACUACAACGGGGGUCUGGUCUCCUUUUAUGAUGUAAAGUCUGCAGCUCUUCUGUACACCUUUACUGGUUGCUCCUUCAAUGAGAAGAUCUACCCAUUCUUCAGUCCCUGUACUAAUGACAAAGGUAUAAACUCUGCCCCCUUGAUCGUUUGCCCUGUUAAUCAAAAUGAUUAAUCAUACUCGCAGGUGCUUUUAGUUAAUUCAGUUAGAGUUCUGCUCAUCUAGCUAGAAUUAAAAUACAAAUCUCAGCAGGCCAUGGAGCAUAAAUACAGUUGCUGUAAGAAUAAUUCAAAGAACAAAGUACCUUUUGAAGAGAGGGUCAGACUUUUGUUUGUAUCUUGUAUUCAACUAGCACAAUGGCAAAGAUGUAUGCACUAGACUGCGGCUCAGGCUACAUAUUUCUGUCCAAACCAUACCUGAGUCCCACAGAGUAGUGACACAGCCCAACCCAAACCCAAGAACCUUUCUGUUUUCCAUGUCCAAACCCAUCAUUUUCUUGUAUAUAACACUGUGUUUGAAUGUAUAUAAUGUAUGGAAUAGUAUCAUUCCUUUAUUCCAGACUCAGGGUCCAUAUAAAAAAUAAAAUUACAAGACAAACAUCAAAUACAAUAAAUAGAGUAAAAUCAUGUCAUAAAAAUAGAUAUAUACUAAUAUUUAUGUGUCAGUCCCCACAUUAGAUUAUGAGAUCAUAUUGAACUAAAUCAAUUCUGAGCCUGGCGCAGUUACUGUAAAACAAUGCUGCUGCAACACACAGGCUACCCUCUUUGCACUGCCACGUUUAUUGCUGUGUGUCACUUUAACAACAAGCCGAAAGUCAAUGUAGCGAGGAAGGAGGUAUUAAGUGGGAAGCGAAGCAUAAUUUCUCAAUACUUGUCCAGGAAAAGAGUCUUUUAAUUAGAACCUGUGGUUAAAAAAAAUAAAAAUAAAGACUGCAAUGCCUCUGUUUUUAAAAUUAU
Messenger RNA from Plectropomus leopardus (leopard coralgrouper), 4760 nucleotides. Lineage: Eukaryota; Metazoa; Chordata; Actinopteri; Perciformes; Serranidae. The record is from RefSeq and is a predicted model, not a curated record.